CGUUUUUACGGGUCAUAACUUUACCACAUGACCUCAUAAUCACGUGACCUAUAAUUUUGUUUAUAUUUUCUGCUGUUUUACAACAAACUGGUGUUGUUGUCGUGCUAUUCUGCGUGCUUCUUUCCGACUGUGAGCACAUUUUCAUAGGAUUGUAGGAAGAUAACAAUCGAAGAAAGAUGUCUUCAAGAGACAGGAUUGCUAUAUUUCCAUCUCGCAUGAAUCUAACAAUAAUGAAAGCGAGGUUGAAAGGUGCUCAGAAAGGUCACAGUUUAUUGAAAAAAAAGGCCGAUGCCUUGACAGUUCGAUUUCGUGCCAUAUUAAAGAAAAUUAUUGAGGCAAAGCAACUUAUGGGUGAUGUUAUGAAAGAAGCUUCAUUUUCACUCGCUGAGGCAAAAUUUACUGGUGGUGAUUUUUGUACAGUUGUUUUGCAAAAUGUUAGCAAGGCACAAAUCAAAGUUCGAACAAAGAAAGAAAAUGUUGCAGGUGUAAAUAUACCAGUGUUUGAGCAUUAUGAAGAUGGAACUGACAGCUAUGAACUGACAGGAUUAUCGAGGGGUGGUGAACAAUUAUCAAGGUUAAAAAAGAAAUAUGCAAAGGCAAUUCAUUUAUUGGUUGAUCUGGCAUCUUUGCAGACAUCCUUCGUUACUUUGGAUACUGCAAUCAAGAUUACUAAUAGAAGAGUAAAUGCUAUUGAAUAUGUUAUUAUUCCACGAAUUGAAAACACUAUAGCAUAUAUCAUUAGUGAAUUGGAUGAAGGAGAUCGUGAAGAAUUUUACAGACUUAAAAAAAUUCAGCAAAAGAAGGCUGUUGCUAAAGAAAAAGAAGACAUUGCUCGAAGAGCUGAAAGGGAAGCUUUAUGGCUUGCUGGAAAUGAUGAGGUUGAUAGUUACACAGAAUCCAAAAAUAUGCUGGAUGAUAAUGAAGAUGAGGAUUUGCUUUUCAAAUAGUUGUAUUGGAUUUCAAAAGUAUAUUAUGAAGGUUGGAGUGAUUGCUUUCCUUGGUGGUGCUUCAUGGCUAGGACCUCACACCAAGGAAGCAUCUUUUUCCGUUUUGAUCCAUCUUUUUUCUGCAGAUUAAGUUUAUGUGAAUUGUGUUUGUCAAUUUAUUUACUUUUGAUUGAUUGUGAGAUUUCAUAUUAAUGUGAUUUAUGUGUCACGGGCCUAUUAUUCAAUCUAUUGUCAAUUAAACUUAUUAAUGUAAUCUAGCUAAUUGUCCACAGGUGAAGAUUCUACCAUAUGUGGACCAACUACUUUUGUGAUGUGGAAAGCAUAUAUAUGUGUGUAUAUAUAUAUAUAUAUAUUCAUCUGUCGUCAAAUUUCAUUACGCCAAUAGUAGUAUCUUUUCGGAUUCGUCUUUGUGCAAUAUUGCAAAAAUCUUGUUCAAAAUAAAAUUCAAGAUUAGAGCA
Styela clava is the source of this 1405-nucleotide messenger RNA. RefSeq names its product V-type proton ATPase subunit D-like. The record is from RefSeq and is a predicted model, not a curated record. Gene Ontology annotation, molecular function: proton-transporting ATPase activity, rotational mechanism. NCBI's taxonomy places the organism in Eukaryota, Metazoa, Chordata, Ascidiacea, Stolidobranchia, Styelidae.